Messenger RNA from Hippocampus comes (tiger tail seahorse), 4362 nucleotides. RefSeq names its product zinc finger protein Xfin-like. Gene Ontology annotation, cellular component: nucleoplasm. NCBI's taxonomy places the organism in Eukaryota, Metazoa, Chordata, Actinopteri, Syngnathiformes, Syngnathidae. The coding region runs from base 96 to 4286 and encodes 1396 amino acids. The record is from RefSeq and is a predicted model, not a curated record. The transcript is spliced from 6 exons. Gene Ontology annotation, biological process: negative regulation of transcription by RNA polymerase II; regulation of cytokine production; regulation of immune system process. Gene Ontology annotation, molecular function: RNA polymerase II cis-regulatory region sequence-specific DNA binding; DNA-binding transcription repressor activity, RNA polymerase II-specific.
AUGACUCGUGGUGACACACGCGACUCGCGGUGACACACACCGAGGAAAAUAAGUAUCCUAGUUUGUAGUUAGUGACACAUCGCUACGACGUUAAAAUGUGCAAAGUCCGAAUGUUGAGAACGUUGGUGAAGCAGCGACUAAACGUGGCGCUCGAAGAGAUAUUCGAACUAUUCGAAAGAACGAUAGCAGAGUAUGAGGAGGAACUUUGUCGAAGCAAAGAGGAGACCGAGCGACAACGCGAAUUACUGGACUCUGUUUACAAGCCUCGGGCUGGGCUACAGAGAGCAGACAUUCAACAGGUGCUCGUUGAGCCUCAAGAUGAGGUUCCCUCUGACCAUAAGCAGAAAGAAUGGGGCUCCAAUGUGGAUGUUAAAGAAGAAGACAAAUCAGAAGAGGACAUGUGGAGCAAACUGGAUGGGGAGACUGACGUUACUGCAGUCAUGUUGACUGGUGUUGCUGUGAACAGUGAAGAUGCCCAAGCUCAGUCCUCACAGCUUCAUCACAGCGAGGAGAACACAGGCAGCAGCUCAAGUCAAAAUUGUGGAGGAUCACACCCAGACGACUGUGCUCCAAUAUCAGCUUUGGGCAACAGGAUAUCACAGUCUUCUGACACAGACCACGGUGAUGACAUCAAAAAAACUCUUAAAAGCGCUCAUGGUGAUGUCAAUCCGUUUAUCUGCUCUGAAUGCGGGAAAGCCUUUGUCCAGAAGUUCACUUUGAACAGACACAUGAGGAUACACACGGGUGAAAAACCUUUCAGCUGCACAGUUUGUGCUCGGACCUUCUCCAGGAAGUCAGAAAUGACCACUCACGUUUUGACGCACACGGGCGAGAAACCCUUCAAGUGCGCUGUGUGUGACAAAACGUUCUCCGUGAAGAAAUACAUGAUGGCCCACAUGAGGACACACUCCCAGGAGAAACCAUUUGCCUGCUCAGUUUGUGGAAAACGUUUCUCGACAAAAGCGCAUUUGAAGAUACACACCAGGACACACACUGGGGAGAAACCUUUCAGCUGCGACGUUUGCAACAGGAGCUUCACAAGAAAAUCGGAGAUGAUUACGCACAUGGCGACGCACACAGGCGAGAAGCCUUUCGACUGUUCGGUCUGCGCCAAAAGUUUCUCGGCCCGAAAAUAUUUGAUGAUGCAUAUGAAGAGACACACAGCAGGGAAACCUUUUACCUGCACCGUGUGUGCGAAAAACUUCUCCAGUAAAGCUUAUGUCAUGAUACACAUGAGGACGCACACCGGGGAGAGACUGUUCAGUUGUGACAUAUGUGAUAAAACAUUCACAUUUAAGACCCAGCUCAACAAUCACGUGUGUACUCGGGACAAAAACAACAGUAAUGACAACGCAAGACUUUUGUGGAAAACAAAAAUGUGCAAAGUGCAAAUGCUGCGAGAGUUGGUGGAACGGCGACUAAACGUGGCCGUGGAAGAGAUAUUCGAACUGUUUGAGAAGACAAUAGCGGAGUACGAGGAGGAACUUUGUCGAUCGAAAGAGGAGAACGAGCGGCAACGCGAACUACUGGACGCUGUUUUCACGCCUCAGUCGGGGCUAGACAAAGCCGAUACUCACCAUUUGGGAGAGGAUCAUCUCCCUGAACCCCAGCUAGAGCCAGCAGAGCCCCCCCACAUUAAAGAGGAAGAAGAAGACGUGUGGAGCAGUCAGGAUGGGGGGCAGCUUGUAGGUCUGAAGGAGGCAAAUGUCACCACCUUAGCGCUCGCUGAUUCCCCUGUGAAACGUGAAGUGAAUGAAAAGAGAGCUCACUCUUACCAACUUCACUGCAGUCAAAGUGAGGAGAACAAAUAUGCCGGCGAAGCACCACAGGCACACUCCAGCAGCGCGCCACUGUCCGACAUGGACGAGCGUGACGUCACAUCAUCCGAGACGGAUCACAGCGACGACGCCAAAGGACGUUUGAAGCGUUUUACCGACGGCAAAGGUGCCGCUGCCCAUCACGACGACAGACUCUUCAACUGCUCCGAAUGCGGCAAGACCUUCAGUCGGAAGGGAACUUUGAACCGACACAUGAGGACGCACACCGGAGAGAAACCAUUUGCUUGCUCGUUUUGCUCGAAAAUAUUCUCUUUAAAGCAUCACAGGGACCGCCACAUGCGAAUACACACCGGGGAGAAACCCUUUUCCUGUUUAUUUUGCCCUAAAAGAUUCAGAGACAGGUACAAAAUGAUGACACACAUGAGAACCCACGCUCCUGAGUUACCAAUUUCCUCCAGCCCACCAGCGACAACGAAAGCUGGCGGAGAACACUCUCACGCUCCUCGCUCACAACGAGACAACCCCGCUCCGCUAUCAGACCUGGACGACGCCAUGUCACACUCUUCCGCAAGCGAGCACGGCGACGACGCCGAAGAACCCGACUGUAAUCCCAAGAAGUUCAUGUGCUCCGAAUGCGGGAAAAUGUUCGGCCGCAUGGGAAGUUUGAACCGACACAUGACAACGCACACCAGAGAAAAACCUUUUGCUUGCUCCAUUUGCGCAAAAAGUUUCUCUUUCAAGGAGCACAUGAAAAGACACAUGAUGAUCCACACGGGCGAGACUUCCGUCUCCUGCGGCGUGUGCGCAAACAGCUUCCGAGAUAAGUGCGAAAUGGUACUGCACAUGAGAACGCAUAUGGGCGAGAAACCCUUUACGUGCUCAAUUUGCCGCAAGGGUUUCUCCCGCAAGGACCAUAUGGUGUUACACAUGAGAACGCACACGGGGGGGAAUUUCACCUGCCCAGUUUGCCAUAAAAGAUUCUCCAGUAAAAAGUAUGUGAUGAUACACAUGAGGACACACACCGGGGAGAAGCCGUUCGGUUGCAACGCGUGCGAUAAGAGGUUCACGUAUAAGUACCAGGUGACCAGACACAAGUGUGUCAGCGGCAUAGAUUUAAAUGCACCGGAAGCGAGAUCCCAAUCACUUUUGUUGAGCGAUGUCGCAAUCGCGAAGGCUAAAAUGUGUAAAGUCCGAAUUCUGAGAAAGUUGGUGACGCAACGGUUAAACUUGGCUUUAGAGGAGAUAUUUGAACUAUUUGAGCGAACGAUAGCGGACUACGAGGAAGAACUUUGUCGAACAAAAGAGGAGAACGAGCGGCAACGCGAAUUACUGACUAUCGUUUACACGUCUGAUGUUGUUUCACAGGAGGCAGACGUGCAGAAGGUGUUGGUGGAGCAUCCAGAUGAAGAUAUUGUUCCCUCUGAGCCGCAGGAACAGCCACCAGAGCCACACCACAUUAAAGAGGAGGAGGACAUAUGGAGCAGUCAGAAUAAGGAGCAGCUUCCCUUGCUGGAGGAGAAUGAUGUCACUGCGUUCACUUUGACAGGCGCCCAUGUAAAGAGUGAAGAGGAUGACGGUCAGUCCUCACAACUUCGUCACAGUCAAAGUGAGAAGUUAGAUCAACACAUCACGGUAGGGGAAUGCUACACAGGCCCACAAUCACAACCAGAUCAAUUAGCUAAACUGUCUGAUAUGGACGACAUGAUGUCACACUCUUCCGACACCGAUCACAGCGACCGCACCAAAGAACCUUUGAAGAAAAGCUCCGAAGGUCAUAGGAUGCGUCACGCUGACAACAAGCACUCCAACUGCUCCGAAUGUGGGAAAAGGUUUGUCCACAAAGGAGCUUUGAACAGGCACAUGAGGACACACAGUGGAGAGAAACCGUUUAGGUGCACCGUAUGCACCAAAGGCUUCUCCUUGAAGGCCAACAUGAAAAGACACAUGGCAACCCAUUACGAGCCGAGCAACGGCUCGACCUGCCACGUGACGACCGUUCAGUUCGGCUGCUCCAAAUGCGGGAAAAUGUUUGGCCAGAAGGGCAAUCUGAUCACCCACAUGAGAACGCACACCGGAGAGAAACCUUUUGCGUGUUCGUACUGCGACAGAAGAUUCCACACGAAGCUUCACGUGAAGAGACACACGGCCAUUCACACCGGCGAGAGACCCUUUUCCUGUUCGUUUUGCGGGAAAAGUUUCCGGGAGAAGUACGACAUGAUGAAUCACACCAGGACCCACACUGGUGAGAAACCUUUCACCUGCUCCUUGUGUGCCAAGGGUUUCUCUCGAAGGUCAUAUCUGAGAAUACACAUGAGAAGUCACACUGAGGAGAAAGCUUUGAGCUGCGGCAAAUCCGCUCAACACGUGACAACAGAAGCUGAUGAAGAACAAUGUGAAGAGCUCCAGACACAACCACAAAACUUUGCUCCACUUACAGAUAUGGACGAUAGGAUAUCGUACUCUUCAGACACUGAUCACGCUGACGACCACAGACAUCAUGUGCAGUAGCUGUGAUUGGUCAGCGUACCCACCAUACUCCAUGUGGCAGAUCGGCCCAUAAACUAGGUCUGGAUGAUUCUGAAAA